Molecule: messenger RNA, 3061 nt
Organism: Paramormyrops kingsleyae
Lineage: Eukaryota; Metazoa; Chordata; Actinopteri; Osteoglossiformes; Mormyridae
Source: RefSeq, a predicted model, not a curated record
ACGUAUGACUGAUUAAACGGUUUAGAAGACAGCGGUACUGGUGCCAUAUUUCAUUAAAGCGGGAUGGAGUUAGGGAGCGCCAAAAUAAAUAUCUUAUAAUAAAGACCUUUAUCGCUUCGUGACAACGUAACCAUUUGUUUUUAAGCAAUAUAUUGAUGAUAAUCUAAAUGUUUGUACAUAUUAGAUUGAGUGUAUAUUGCUUCGUGGUAAUAUGAAUUAGUUUAACAUUUUGUAUUGUAUCUGUAUUUUCAGCUUUGGAAAAUGAAACGCUGCGUUUUCGUUUUUUCUCUCGCUUACAUGGAGGGAUUUCCCGGUUUAACCCAGAGCCGUGUGACUCGGUCGCUCUGCUCACUAAAUCGCAGUGAAUUAGUUGUUCUAAUCGCAGCCUUUCUUAGACCUGUAACAUAAAACGAACAGAGCUGGGUCUGUCCUGCUGUCCAUGCGUGCUCAUGAAGAGCUACACGCUGCGAGGGGACCUCCCAGAAUUCCUCUAAAUUCUGGCCUAGCCGCUGAAGUCUCGCAGAUAAGGUCAAAUCCAGUAAAGAUGAAGACUAGUAAAGGUGCCCCUGUGGACCGUGGCUGCGCUGUGGGGGUGAUCUUCUUCAUCCUUGGUAUGGGCACUCUGCUGCCGUGGAACUUCUUCUUGACGGCAACGCAGUACUUCACUGAUAAACUGAGUCCUGAAGUGGUUAAUGGCACAGUGGUUGGGAAGGAGUACUACUUCUCCAACUGGAUGACCCUCCUAUCCCAGCUGCCUCUGCUGCUCUUCACGCUGCUCAACUCCUUCCUGUACCAGCGGUUAUCAGAGAGGGUACGGGUAGCAGGCAGCUUGGUCUUCAUCCUGCUCCUCUUCAUCCUCACCGCUGCUCUCGUUAUGGUCCACAUGCAGAAGGACAGCUUUUUCUCCAUCACUAUGGCAACCAUCUGGUUCAUCAAUUCUUUCGGAGCCGUCCUGCAGGGCAGCCUGUUCGGCCUGGUAGGGCAGCUUCCCGGGAAGUACAGCGCCGUGUUCAUGAGCGGGCAGGGCUUGGCUGGCACCUUCGCCGCCGUCGCCAUCCUGAUCACCAUCGCCAGCGGGGUGAAUGCCAACAGGGCCGCCCUGGGCUACUUCAUCACGCCGUGUGUGGGCACGCUGAUCACGCUGCUCUGCUACAUGCUGCUGCCGCGGCUGGAGUUUGCCCAGUAUUACUUUGACAGAAGCAGGAAGCAGGAAGCGCAGACGGAGAUGGAGCUGCUGCAGGACGCGCCGUCAGUGACAGAGCAGGUGGAAAACUGCAAACUGAACGGACACAGCAACGGCUCAGCUGUGGAGGGGAACGGCACGGCGGUGAACUCCCAGCAGAACGGCGACGCUGAGAAGCCGCGACCCGCCCCCCUCGGGCCUGAGGCUGAGGAUGGGGAGGCCAAGUCCUCCAUCAUGCAGGUUUUCAGAAAGAUUUGGGUGAUGGCGUUCUGCGUGACGUUUGUCUUCACGGUCACCCUCUCGGUCUUCCCUGUGGUCACUGUGGCUGUGAGAACCAAACACCCUGGAGGAAAUUGGGAGCGCUACUUCAUCCCCAUCUGCUGCUUCCUGGCCUUCAACGUCAUGGACUGGUUCGGCCGGAGCAUCACGUCUCUCGUUCAGCGGCCAUGCAAGGAGAGCUGGCUGUUCCCCGCUCUGGUCGUGGCCCGCGUCGUCUUCAUCCCGCUGCUCAUGAUGUGCAAUGUGGACGACCGUCAGUACCCACCCGUGUGGUUCCCAGCCGACUGGAUGUUCACGCUCAUCAUGGUGUUCUUCUCGGCCAGCAGUGGCUACUUCGCCUGCCUCUCCAUGUCCUACGCGCCGCAGCUGGUGAAGCCCAAGGACUGCGAGAUGGUGGGAGCCCUCAUGACCUUCUUCCUGGCCCUGGGUCUGUCCCUGGGGGCUGCACUCUCCUUCCCCAUACGGUUGUUAGUAUAGCAGGACGACUGGGGAUCUGACCCCACGCCUGAGGAUGUCGCCAAACGACCAGGGAUUUACAUUUAGACGAGGACUCUGCCUAAAAUGGUGGAGUCGUAUCUGCAGUAGUGACACGAUGGUCCUUAGUGGAGGGGGGGGGGGGACCACCCACAAUAACCAAUCAGAGACUUGGGAAGGACAGCAUCAGGUAUCAUUUUUACUGUAGAUUAGGUAACUUGCUCAUCUUGCCACUUUUUGUUUUGUUACCCACAGGAAGCCCUUAGCGAUAGAUUUUUUUAUUUGCACUUUUUAAUAUUUAUUUUUGGAAUAUGAGGGAUUAAGCUUUUGUUUUAAUAGAAAUGUUAUUUUAGCUUUACUUACUUACAGUGUAGCGUAAUUUAAAUAAAUGCAUGCUACCUGUGUAUUUUACGCUAUGCUGGAAGACUUAUGGUUUUGUCCCAGUUGGGUUGGAUUUCAUAGCGUAAGGUGGGGUUCCCCAGUUCUGGGGGGGGGAAGCCUGCCAUACAGGGAAAGGGUUAGUUGGGCUGUUGCCGUGGAGUUGUGAUGAGCCACUGAAUGGAUGAAUUGUUACUGCGACUCUGCUGGCACUGAUGGACCUGAGGCUCACAUAGUGACGGCACUCAGGGGGGGUUUACUGACCACCUAGUGGGGCUGCCUGAUUUUGUGUGUAUGUCUAACUCCAUUUUUCUUAUCUUGUGAGACAAGCAGGAGCUCUUAUCUGGCUUCAACAUGCAUUUCCUUUGAACCUUCCACCUGGGACUUUAAUAUUUACAUGCGUUUAUCUGUAUAGCGACUGAUGUCACUGCACACAGAAUAUUUGCACUUAACUGCAUAUUUCAAACAAACUCUGAAGCCUGUGCCACAACAUUUCUUCUUUAUCACUGCUCUGAUUAUUUCAUAACUGGAAGCCGUUGCCAUGGAAAUCAUUAAGCAGUUGCGUAGUGCAGUGAAGACAGCUCCAGCUUUCGCACCCGAACUCAGGCGCAGUUCGACCUGCAGCUGAGAGUGUGAAGGAAUACCUGCUAUGUCACAUGCAUGUGAAUUAUUUUUUUUUACUUGUGUAAAUGUUUCAUCAAGCCCAUGUGUGUCUGUUUCACAAUAAAGUUUGCUGGUUGCCUGACA